Messenger RNA from Chelmon rostratus (copperband butterflyfish), 1422 nucleotides. RefSeq names its product triosephosphate isomerase 1b (gene tpi1b). The record is from RefSeq and is a predicted model, not a curated record. The transcript is spliced from 7 exons. Gene Ontology annotation, cellular component: cytosol. Gene Ontology annotation, molecular function: triose-phosphate isomerase activity. Gene Ontology annotation, biological process: gluconeogenesis; glyceraldehyde-3-phosphate biosynthetic process; glycerol catabolic process. The coding region runs from base 97 to 840 and encodes 247 amino acids. NCBI's taxonomy places the organism in Eukaryota, Metazoa, Chordata, Actinopteri, Chaetodontiformes, Chaetodontidae.
CGUCCGCUCUCUCGCCUAAGACGAAGUGUUACCCGGUGGGCUGUCGGUACCGUUUUAAUUCACAGCAAAACACCCGCAAAAAACCCAUCUGCAACCAUGACCAGGAAAUUCUUCGUUGGUGGAAACUGGAAGAUGAACGGCGACAAGAAAAGCCUCGGGGAGCUCAUCCAGACCAUGAACGGAGGCAAGGUGGACCCCAAUGUCGAGGUGGUAUGCGGUGCUCCAUCAAUCUACCUGGACUUUGCAAGGUCCAAGCUGGACGCCAAGUUUGGCGUGGCUGCUCAGAACUGUUACAAAGUUCCCAAGGGUGCCUUCACUGGUGAGAUCAGCCCUGCGAUGAUCAAGGACUGUGGUGUGAACUGGGUGAUCCUGGGACACUCUGAGAGGCGCCACGUCUUCGGAGAGAGUGAUGAGCUCAUCGGUCAGAAGACCGCCCACGCUCUGGAGAGUGGUCUGGGUGUCAUCGCCUGCAUCGGCGAGAAACUGGACGAGAGGGAGGGCGGCAUCACCGAGAAGGUCGUCUUUGCUCAGACAAAGGUCAUCGCAGAUAAUGUAAAGGACUGGAGCAAGGUCGUGCUUGCUUAUGAGCCUGUGUGGGCCAUUGGCACCGGCAAGACCGCCUCCCCACAGCAGGCUCAGGAAGUUCAUGAGAAACUGAGGGAGUGGCUGAAGACCAACGUGUCCGAGGCUGUGGCCAACUCUGUGAGGAUCAUCUAUGGAGGUUCUGUGACCGGCGGUACCUGCAAGGAGCUCGCCUCCCAGAAGGACGUUGACGGUUUCCUUGUGGGCGGAGCCUCCCUCAAGCCUGAGUUUAUUGACAUCAUCAACGCCAAGGCAUAAAAAACUCUGCCGGCUGCAGCAAGACCAUGUCCAGAUCAGAGGCCAGCUCCAUUCAGACGAUCCAGUUCCAUCAUCCCUCACUCUCAGCACUUAGUCCUCUUCCCCUUUUUAUUCAAAGUAUUUGUGUAAUGUCGUCAUUCCCUCCUUUUCCUUUAUUUUUUCUGGUAUACUUUGUCACGAAGAAAAGGGACAGGUUGACACGUACACUGUACUGCACUGAAAAGAGUUAAGUCCACUGAGAAUAGCCUGUGUGCAUACUAACUUCCACACCAAGUGCUCAAGCUGUAAAGACUGACAAUUACACCUUGAGGUGGGCGGCCAGUCCACGCCUUUACUUGAAAAGUUUACGAACUUUUUUUUGUAAACAGUGUCACAGCUCUCGUCAAUCAGAUUUAUUUGUCUUUUUAAUAUCUGUGUCUCUUGUGUGAUUAUGACGUUCUGUGGCUUUUACCUCCCUGUAGAUGUGCAUGAUCCGCUCUCUCAUUGGCUGUUUUGCCAUGAGGAAAGUGUCCAUUACAUGUAAUCAUAUUGGUCGAAGGGUGGGAAGGCUGUAAGGAAACAUAAUUAAAGGUUUAGAGACUA